AUGGAUGUGAAUCUGAAUCCGGAUGUUAUUACUGAGGUGUGGCGGAGUAUAGAGGAGAAAACUCCAUUUGAUGAGUGCAUGAAUAUUGAUCCGAAAUCAAUGAAGGAGCUAUGUUCUGUGUUGGAAGAAUUGAAUCGAUUGACGAAAUAUGAUGAUCCAAAUUCUGUGCUGGAAGGGACCAAUUUUUCUGAGUUGAACAAGCAACAUAUGCUACGUUUAUGGCAUGCAAAAACGAUUAAUGAUAUGAAGUGGGGUAUUGAUGUGGUAAUAGCUAAUUCAAAUAUUCGGAAGAGCCUACAUCCGAAGAUUUGGUUGGUUGUUGAUGGACAGGAAAUUGAAAUGAAUCUGGAAGUUUUUGCUAAAUUAAGGUUUGAUUAUAAGGAGCUCCCACUGAACAAUCAGGCUUUCGCACUUCAGAUGCCAUUUUUGGAAAAAAAGCAAAAAGAAAUGGAAAAGAAAGAAUGCGAAUUUGGAGAGAAAAGAAUAAAACGCCUGUGUAGUAAAGAAAUCUUGGUAGAAAUCGGUGGAAGAAAUAAUAACUAA
Acanthocheilonema viteae is the source of this 543-nucleotide messenger RNA. The record is from the annotation of a GenBank genome assembly. NCBI's taxonomy places the organism in Eukaryota, Metazoa, Nematoda, Chromadorea, Rhabditida, Onchocercidae.